CUCCAGCCAUUCACAAACCCGCAGAGCCCACUCCCAGCAGAUAAACGCAUUGUCCGCACAUCUCAGCUGGGUCAUCCGCCGCUCGGGACAGCAGGCAUCGGCUGUACAUUGCAGCGCACAGGCUUCCCAAGAUGGCGUCUUUGCUCCUCCGCGUUGUUCUUUGCGUAGCGCUCGCCACCGCCGUUUCCUGCGCACCCAUCAAGCUGGCGUCCCUGCCCAAGAACAUCACCGUGAAGGUGACUGGCUUUGAGGAGCAUGGAGAGAUGAUGAAGGCUGGGCCCCCCUGCAUGGACCAGACCUUUGGCCACUGCCCCUCAGUCCAGGCUGAGGAGGGAGUAGUCAUGGUCUCCUACAGCGUCCCAGACUUCCUGCAGAAGCCCAACGCGACCGUGUCCAUCGUGGCAUGCUUCAGCACCUUCUCGCAGUAUGACCGCGCCUGGAGGAAGGGCAACCCCCUCAACCUUGCGGCGGCCAAGGAUUGCCAAAACGUGGCCAAGAAGGGCCUGACAGCGUUCUCCGGCAAUGUGACCUUCACCCCGAACGAAAAGGUGCCCCACUCGACAAUGUACAUGCGCGCCUACCUCAAGUGCCUCCAGCCGGACGGCAGCAUGCAGUACUGCGCCUACGGCAACUCCGCCGGCUACUUCGAGGUGCAGAAGGUGAACGACAUCCCCAUCGGCCUGGAGGUUGCCGUGGGCAUCUGCUGCUGCAUUUCACCAAUCAUGCUCGUCAUCGCUUACUUCAUCGAGAAGAAGAAGAAGCACUGAGCCCCCGUGAAGUCAGCCGACAGCUUGAAUCACCACCCUAGCUUUGGGUCGAUACUGGCUGUGCAUCAGAAUGCUAUCACGUGCAAGACAGUGCCGAUGCGUGGCCCUGCCCACUGAUACCCCAGCCGGCUGGGGUGUGCCAGGGUGGGCCUGACAGGAGGCACGUUGACUGUAACAUAUGAUGAAGUUGUUGGAAUUGGCGCUGCUUAGUGUCGGCUGCAGUGGGACACUCACGCAUCUGUCUCUGUUGUGCCAGCAAUGUGUCAGAGAUGCUGCAGUGUGGGGGUUGCCGCUUCGAUGGGUGACAAAUGAAAUAAGGCGCCAUUUACAGUAGUUGCCGGAAGCGGAAAUUGUUUGGGGUAUUUAUUAGCCCAUCAGAAAGACCCUGAUUGACUCACGGUGCUGGCAAAUAUAUUUAGCAUUAUGCAAAACUGCAAUUGCGUCAGCUUGCACAGCUGCCAUGUUGGGGUGAAUAAGCCGGGCAUUGUAUCUAUUUUCUGGUGUCAUUCCUAGUUUUGGGAUCUGUCCACCUGACAUUGACAGCCUCGUGCUUGUAUAGGUUGGGUGAUGCCAACAAACUGCAUGACUAGUGCAGCUUGAAGUAUAUCUUGUCUCUCAAUUGUCCUGUAGUCCCAUGGUAACUGAGGAGUUCAAGUGGUUGGCCUCAUAUUAAACCAUGGAUGAGGCCCCUGACCAAGAUUGGGUGGGCCAAUGCAUGUCUACGUCUAGUCGUGGGUCUUAAAAGUGAGUUAUCGAUUAUGUCUGCUUGGCUUUCAGCCCAACUGUAAUCUUGAAUAACAAAAUGUUGUUGACCACUACACCAGAGCCUGGCCGCCAGGGCAUCCUCAUGUAAGAUUUCAACACGCAU
This is a messenger RNA of Coccomyxa subellipsoidea C-169, 1635 nucleotides long. RefSeq lists its product as hypothetical. Bases 132 to 767 code for a protein of 211 amino acids. Gene Ontology annotation, biological process: nitrate transmembrane transport; response to nitrate. Gene Ontology annotation, molecular function: nitrate transmembrane transporter activity. The transcript has 5 exons. NCBI's taxonomy places the organism in Eukaryota, Viridiplantae, Chlorophyta, Trebouxiophyceae, Coccomyxaceae. The record is from RefSeq and is a predicted model, not a curated record. Gene Ontology annotation, cellular component: plasma membrane.